Molecule: messenger RNA, 481 nt
Organism: Pelobates cultripes (western spadefoot toad)
Lineage: Eukaryota; Metazoa; Chordata; Amphibia; Anura; Pelobatidae
Source: the annotation of a GenBank genome assembly
AUGCAGCACAGCCUUGAAGCUACAUCCACCUCCUGCAGCCCAGCGGGCCAAGACCCUCCCGAAGUGGAACGGUGCCACACACGAGCGCCGGGUGAGACGGCAACCCAGGUGGACCAACACAGGUGCAAAACUCUGCAAAACUAGCACAUCUCUCGCACCACCAGGCCACACGCGGCCCAAGCCGUCAAGUAAAAAGGGACCCCCAGAAACCAAGGAGAGAGCAGGUGAAAGACGGAGAAGGUGGGCGGCAGCGGGACAUGGAACCCAUAGAGACCCCGACUCUCCUGCCGACCCCGGGCGGGAAAUGCUAGCUCAUGCCGACGCAAGGAGCCAGAGAGACAAGCUUGAAGAUUCAUGCCCCCCUACGGUGCGAUCUGGAUCUGGCCUGACUGCCACGGGCAUAAGCCGAGACAUCUAUAUGUCAGAGGACACUCGGUCUGUUAAUGGCCUUGUAAUACUGCUCUCCAAUUGCCAUUCUUAA